Molecule: messenger RNA, 1194 nt
Organism: Loa loa (African eye worm)
Lineage: Eukaryota; Metazoa; Nematoda; Chromadorea; Rhabditida; Onchocercidae
Product: beta-ketoacyl-ACP synthase II
Exons: 6
Coding region: 1-1194 (397 amino acids)
Biological process (GO): fatty acid biosynthetic process
Molecular function (GO): 3-oxoacyl-[acyl-carrier-protein] synthase activity
Source: RefSeq, a predicted model, not a curated record
AUGAAACGAGUUGCGAUAACAGGUAUAGGUAUUGUAAGUCCAUUUGGUGUCGGUAAAAAGCUUCUCUUUGACAAUUUAUUAGCUAACAAUGUCGCGCUGCAAAAUGAUGAAAAGCUCAAAGUAAUUGUGGGGCGGAUUUCGGAAUGUGGGGAGCAUGGCCUUGAUAUGAGUUCGUGGACAUCGCGAGAGUUGAAACAAAUGAGCAGGGGUAUUUCUUAUUCAGGCAGUAUGCUAGCAGUCGUGGCAGCAGAAGAGGCUGUGAAAGAUGCUGGUUUAAAGGAAUGUCACAUGGAGGAAACUGGUGUUAAUGUUGGAAUGGGUAUAGCUGAUCUAGAAAUAAUUUACGACGUGGGUAAACAAAUUGCAGAAGGUAAAGGACGUCGAGUAACACCUUUUUUUAUACCACGUAUACUGACCAACAUGCCAGCAGGGCACGUAAGCAUCAAAUUUGGUAUGCGUGGACCACACUUAAGCUCUUGUAUCGCGUGCGCAACAGGUUUGCAUAGUGUUGGAGAUUCAGCAACAUUCAUUAGGAUGGGUCGAGCGAAACGCAUGCUUGCAGGUGCAACUGAAGCAUGUGUCAAUAGUAUAGCAAUAACUGGAUUCAGUCAGAUGAGAGCACUAACUAUGACUUGUUCACGGCCUUUUGACAAACGACGUGAUGGAUUUGUGUUGAGCGAAGGUGCUGCAAUUUUGGUUCUGGAAGAAAUGGAAGAGGCACACAAACGGAAAGCAAAUAUUUACGCUGAAAUUAUGGGAUACGGUGUCGCAGGCGAUGCUUACCAUUUGACGACGCCAUCAGAAGAUGGUACAGGAGCUUUCCUAAGUAUGGAAAGAUGCUUGACUGAUUCAUGUAUCAGUCCAAAGCAAAUUACAUACGUGAAUGCUCACGCAACUUCAACAGUACUCGGUGAUUAUUUCGAAUCACGAGCUAUUGCUCGUCUGUUUCCUGGUCAUAUAGGCCAUACUUUGGCUGCAGCUGGCGCUAUCGAAACAGCCGUCACAGCAAUGUGUGUUAGAGAAGGCAAACUGGUGGGAAACGCCGGGCUGGAAGAAAGCGAUAUUAAGGAGAAUAUACGUUUUCUUAAACAAUCAGAAAGAUGGGAUAAGGGACGAAUGGCUCUGGUGAACUCUUUUGGUUUUGGUGGGUCACAUGCUACCUUAUGCUUAGCUGCGGUAGAAAAUUCAAAAUAG